AUGGAUCAAGCAUAUUGGCACAUCGCUGUCUGCGACGUUUUGAUUAUGACGGGCUUAUCUAAACUCUGUCCUGAUAGAUCUACUUCACAUCCGCAAUCGAAAGCUGAAACCUACGCAUCCCUCACCCAGCCAGUCCACACACCGCUUAUCACUUCAAAGAUCGGACAGCAGGUGGUAGAUGCUGGUAGUGUACCAAAGAGCAGUGCUGUUAUCAACGUCAAUGGUGCCAAUUACUGCGUACGGUUCAUUAAGACACGUCACAGCGUCGAAUGCAAGUUAUGA
Fusarium venenatum is the source of this 282-nucleotide messenger RNA. The record is from RefSeq and is a predicted model, not a curated record. Lineage: Eukaryota; Fungi; Ascomycota; Sordariomycetes; Hypocreales; Nectriaceae.